Vigna angularis (adzuki bean) is the source of this 737-nucleotide messenger RNA. Its product is annotated as agamous-like MADS-box protein AGL80. Gene Ontology annotation, biological process: positive regulation of transcription by RNA polymerase II. The record is from RefSeq and is a predicted model, not a curated record. Gene Ontology annotation, molecular function: DNA-binding transcription factor activity, RNA polymerase II-specific; RNA polymerase II cis-regulatory region sequence-specific DNA binding; protein dimerization activity. The coding region runs from base 1 to 705 and encodes 234 amino acids. Lineage: Eukaryota; Viridiplantae; Streptophyta; Magnoliopsida; Fabales; Fabaceae. The transcript has 2 exons.
AUGGCUAGAAAGAAGGUCGACCUUACUUUCAUAACCAAAACCUCAAAGAGGAAGGCUACCUUCAAGAAAAGGAAAAAUGGUUUGAUCAAAAAGAUCGGUGAAAUCAGCAUCCUCUGUGGGAUUCAAGCCUGUGCUAUAAUCUACACACCAGAUGAACCUGAACAGCCAGAGGUUUGGCCCUCUGAGGAGGGAGUUGAAAGUGCUAUCACCAGGUUCAGGAGUGUUUCUGAACUGGAGCAAAGCAAGAAAAUGUUCUGUCAGGAAAGCUUCUUGAGGCAAAGGAUCGUCAAGGUCCAAGAACAGUUGAAGAAAGUGAGGAAUGAGAAUAGGAAGAAAGAGAUUAACCAUCUCAUUUCUCAAUACAUCACUGUUGGGAACAACCUUGAGACUGCCAACAUCAUUGAUCUCAAUGAUAUCUCAUUCUUGGCUGAUCAAUGCUUGGAGGACAUCACAAAGAAAAUCGCUGCUCGCAAAGCCCAGAUGGGAACACAAGUUCCUGAAAAUAAUGGUGGAGAAACUGUGACUCGCCAUGGAGAACAAGCACGGGUGAAUCAUGUCCAAGUCCAAGGGCCUUACACUGAUGUUGAUGCCAUGCAGAAUCUGAACUGGUCUGCUGAUAUCAUCAAUGCUGCUGCUCCCAAUGAGAUGUUAUCAUUGGAUGAUGUUAAUGUCCAAAGUGGUUGGCUUAACCAAUACAUCCCUUGAAAAACCGUACCUCUUCUUGUUCUUUCCGGCAA